This is a messenger RNA of Meloidogyne enterolobii, 3990 nucleotides long. Lineage: Eukaryota; Metazoa; Nematoda; Chromadorea; Rhabditida; Meloidogynidae. The record is from the annotation of a GenBank genome assembly.
AUGCGUCUCGCACGUUACGGUAUCUUCUCUCUUUUCCUAGCUUCUAACCUUUCACUCGCCAACUCUGAUACUGUAGCUGUAAUAUCACAAUCCGAGAGUUGCCGAGUCAAUAAUGGCACUAGAUUUUGUUCGGUCACCAGCUCAACAACAUUGAGUUUGUUGCCUGCUGGCCAGCCCAAUACUCUCCUAAUAAAAAAUAAAGUUGGAGAAGUAUUAGGAGCUUUGACGUUGACCCUAAAAGCACUAACUCUCGUCUGCAAUCCAAAGACAAUAGCCUACCUAAGAAGUUACCAGAUCAAUACCCGUUCAGUCUGGCGAUGUCCGACUAGCGGCUCUUGUUCAGGAAGCUUCUGCUCACAAGUCGGGCCAAACACGCAUAUCCCCGAACUCGUUGAAAUAAUGGAUAAAGUCGGCACUAGUGGAUGCCUCGAGCCAUCCGCUAUGUGGAGUAAGGGAUGCGGAUUACCUACAGCCAGCUGUCACUUUUACCGCUGGUACGCAGUCCCCAUGUCCCUUGAUGUUUACGAGCUAUUUGAAUGUCCAACAUGGGACUACCACAUAAAAGCAGAUCUCGCGAUUACAGUCAAUGAUAAUGUUCUAGAGGAAUUUUUGACUUUAAUACCGGGACUGACCCAUCACGGAACAAACAUAUCAUUAACACCAAUAGCUGUCUCUAACCCUCCGGCACCAAUUUUAGGCACCUCUUUCCUAACGCAUGGCUUUUCUGUUGCUUUAGGAAAAGAUGUACCUCGAGACUUAAAAUGUCCCGAUCUACCAAGUGCCCGAGGUUUUGGCUGUAGCAUUUCUGAAGAGGCGUGCCGAGACUGUCGCCACGCAAAUGAUACAGUAACGUGUCAAUGCCGAGAGUUUGACGCGGAGGCGAUUCUUGCCGACCCAGAGGCACGUCUCCCCCUCAACAUCGGCCGGCACACCUUCCUAACAGAUGGAGAGCAAGUUUAUGUUGAACAAACUUAUACCCCUAUCCAAAUUCACUUACAAAUGAAAAAUUUCCAACUAAUAUCAGAAAUCACUGAGUCGUCCUGCAAAAUCACUGCCAAGAAUGUUCGAGGUUGCUAUAAGUGCCUUAAGGGCGUCCAAGUAAAUUUUACUUGCACGACUGAUUUUGGCACGGCACUCGCUUAUACCCGAUGUGCCGAUGGCAUUAACUUCGUUACUCGUUGCUCUAAAAACGGAACGGAGGGAAUUGCCGCUUUUACCUACACCAGAUCGAGAAUCGACACUAUUUGUACGACCAAAUGUCCGGGAGGUGACUCGGAAUUUAAUCUCAAAGGAGAGCUGAUGUUUAUCCCUCUCCCGUGGAAAGAAAGAGAGAUAGUACAAUCGAUGUCCGGGCAAAAGACAUCGGUCUGGAAUUUAUCAAAUUUCAGCCCGUACUCACUUUUCCCCGCACUACCAAUUGGAUUUAUCAUAUCUCUUCUCUUUGUUUUAAUUUCUCUUCUAAUUUUGUUCUAUUUCUUCCUCCGGCUUAAAUUAAAAUUUUUUAGAAAAAUUGCGACUCAACUUGUCCCAAUUUUUAUCGCCAUUUUUUUGGCCGGCGGGGAAGGGGCUAUAUGCCCAUUGAAUAAAACAUCGGCCAAACUUCAAAUAAAAAUUUGGCAAAUACAAAAGAAUAAUUGUGUGCACAUUAAACAUUUAAAAAUGUUUUUCUGUCCAACAUCUGCACAAAUUACACAUUUCACAUCCCUUUUUGAAAAGUUAGCAAAGGCCAAAAAUAAAGCUAACUUUUGUAAUUCUAAAGACGCACUAUGGCGCAUUAUUCAACAAGCGCCUGUCCGUCACAUUAAAUCAAAUAAACAAAAGGAAGUAAAAAUGAAUAAUUGUUUACUUCACAUUAACUUUACCCAUCGAAACACACAGAUGGCUAUCUUUUUCUUCAAUUCUCUGAAAGAUGAAUUGUUUAUUGGAAUGCCAAAAAUUGGCGGUGCACGAAGGAGAAAGAAGGCAAGGCCAUUGGGCCAAAACUUUCUCAUCGCACCGCCCAACAUUCAACCAAAAAAGUUUGGCUUUAUAAAUAGCCAGCAAAGCCAAGAAAAAUCAUUUUCCACUUGGCAGUUUAUUCAAAACUCCCAAGCGACCUUUCCAUCCAUUGCGACUCUAAACCUUUUCCUUUUUCAAGAAAUGCAAGCGCAACCCUGCCUCGUACCCCCCGAGUACGAGCCAGGAUCUACCUAUAGGGAAUAUUUUCUAAAAUGCCAGGAGGUAGGAUACACUCCUGACUGGCCACGGAGAGGACAGACAAUGGCCGAAUACAUUCCCAAAUCCGUCGGGCGCUUUUGGCCCCCGACCUGGACCAAUGACACUCCGCGCCGACGAGCACAGGGUUUGUUGCUCCUCCUUUGGGAGAAUUUGACCUAUAAGGGUAAGAGGCUGCCGCAGGCAGAUCCAAUCCUCAGUCCCCCCGCCUGGAUCACCGAUGUUCAGCCGGGGCAGACUGUUGAGGAUUUUUUCCGGGAUAAGGGUCAGCCACUGGAGUAUCCCGAACUCCCGUGCCUGGUCCUGAAGGGAGGAGUUCGAGGCUCCUCCAGGCAGAGUAGGCAGAGGGCCCGUGCGGUUGGCCACUCUUGCUGGAAAGCAGGCCAACUCCACGAAGAAUACUUACCCCUGGAGCUCUUGAUAUACACCCCGGUUGAAUACCCGGAACCGAGGAUUGGACAUUCCGCCACAGGGCGCAAUAUUCGACCCUCUUCUAGGGUCGGGAGUUCGUCAACCACACAACCACCACCGGCUCGGAAUCCUCGAGAGCCCGAGGUGAUAAGAGAGGAGGGGAAUGAGGAAGCCCUAAAGAUUAUAAUCCCUCGUGCGUGGCGCCCCAUUAAAUCCAUCUCAAUUAUUUUUGCUAUAAUUGCUUUGGCUUUUGCUCUAGGCGCGGACACUGUCCCCGCUCAAGAAUUUAACGGUUUUUUACUUUGUCCUUUCUUUCGCGCUCCGUGUUGUUUCUUGCCCUUUGUUAACAACAAUUACUUACUAAUUUCUAGUAUGCCUAAACGUUCCAGCUCUGCUACUGUCAAGGAACAACGAAUUAUUAAAAAAGCUCGUGAGAGUGCCUUUAUUGCAACAUUUGGAAAACCUCAAAGUAUUGAGGACCAAGAAGAAAUGGACCGUUUGGUUAAUUCAAUGGAAGAGAUUCCACGUCCAGACAACAAUACAAAAUUCAUCGAAAGCAAUAAGGACCCGCAGAGUCCAAAAACAGCGCUAAUUGUUAAUCCAGAAGAGGAUUUUUCUGCUUCAAUUUUACCUUUGACAACACAAAUAGAAAAUGAAAAUAAACAACAACAGCAGCAACAAAACCAACCACCUCCAAUUCCUUUAACGACAUCCACCCAGCCGCCAUUACAAUAUAAAUUGGCAACAGCACUUGCUCCCACUCAAUCAUCACAAAUGGAAGGGCAAGUUACGAUUGGAAGCGGAGGAGGUAUAAGUGAAAACCCUGAAAAUCCCCCAAAAUCCAUUUAUACAGAUUGCAGCCUCGAGGAGCGCAUAUCAAAUGCCCUCCUUACCUGCAUCAGUAAAUUGACUGAAAAGGCCGUGGCUAUUCCGCCACCAGCUUCUACCUCUCAAAUUUAUGGUGCGCCAACAUCAAUGCCGUCCGUUAAACAACCGACCGCUUUCCCACCUCCGGAGGUUAAGGGUGCGAUUCCUCGACCUAUCCCAUUGUCUCGCGUUGGAGAAACGGACCAUGGGGAAGUAGGCCCUCGAGGUGAUCCUCGUCGCCCUACUCCUUAUGCUCGGGAAGCUGCUGGGGGCCGGCCUGUUCGCCCGGCCCUCGGUCGUUCACCACUGGUCGACCAACACCUCCGAACUCUGCGUAUCCAGGCAGAACAACUUAAUCGAUCAGUUGGCCGAGCUCUUGCAGAUUUGGAACAAGAAAAAUUAGAAGAGCCAAUCCAUGAUUUUUUGGCAAUAGAGGGAGGAAUUACACGUGUUUUGAAAUCCAUUCGUACCACCAUUUCUCGCCUUCCCCCUCGCUAA